AUGGCAUCACAAGACCCGAGUUCAACACAGGCCUUCAACAAAGACGUGAAUGAGAUCUUAUCACAACACGAGAAAGAGAAAAACAAUAAAGAAGAAGGAAGCUCAAGAACAAGAGGAUCGGGGAAAGCUAUACGAGGACGAGGUAGAGGCGGCAGAAGAGGAAGAGGAAACGCAACAGCAACUUGCCAAACAAGAAGUACAACAAAAGGCAAGAUUAGAGAACCAAGAGAAGAAACUGUUGAUGAAGAGAAAGAAGACGAAAGUGAGUUAUCAGAGGUAGAAAGCGUUGACAGGAAAGAGAAGAAGGAAGGAGGAGAAGAGCUAGAGAAUGGAAUGAUGGAAGAGAAUGAGGCGGACGAGGAUACCAUUUCUUUAGAAGACAAAGCAGAGCUAGUAGCAGAAAAUGCGCACAUAGAUCGAGAGCACGAAAGAUACCUCGCAGAGUUGACCAGAUUGUAUUGGAAAGGAAACACUGGACGGUAUGAUAUACUGGAGAGAGCUUAUAGUAGAUGGUGCGAGAGAAUUGGAACAGAUCCACGAGGUGUUCAAAUGUUAGGAGCCUCUAGUGAAGAAGAAGAAGAGGAAGACUUAGGAGGCGUGAAGAGAAAAGCGAAAGAAACAUGUAGUGAAAAGUCAACGAAGGUGGCAAAGAAGAUGAAUACCGGGAAGGUAUUGACACAUAAGUUGAUAGACUUGGCUCCUUACUGGGACAAUAGGAUGAAGGCUUGUUUCGGCUAUGUACCUCUCACAAUUUUCGUUCCAGCCUGGUUGCUAGCAGAUAAGAAUCACAUGUCGAAUAGAAGGAAGCAAAGCUCAUUGUGUUCGGAUGUAGUAGCAUACGUCGGAUUGAGGGUACCUAGUGAAUGGAGACAAAGUUUUUUAAUGUGGUCAACAUCUUUCCAUCUUUAUGUCCAGUAUUGGAGAUCGAAGUACCAACAAGAAGAUAUCGCUAAAAGACUAGAAGAACAUUAUAAAAUAAACGUGAACCCAGCAACCGGAAGGUAUCAAGUAGGCUGGGACAUGAUAUCCAACGGAGACGAGCAGAUAACGGCGGUGACAGGAGGCAGGAUGUUAUCCCACCUUGCACCCAGUGGAAGAAGUCAGGCACAGGGAAUGACCGGACAAUUCUUCGGGGAAUCAUCUCAUUACCAAAAUGUCAGCCAUCAUGAGUUUGGGGAGUUGAAUGGAAAUGGAAGUUUUAGUCAAAACGGUAGAGGACGAGGUAGAAGAGGUAGAGGAGUAAGUCGUGGAAUUAAUGCAAGAGGUGGAGGUUCGAGAGGUGGUCACUCAGGACCAACGACCGUGGUGAAUGGGGUGACGGUGCCAAAGUUCGGACCAGGAGCUUUCAAGGCGGUGAAAGCAGCGAAACAAGCUGGGACAGGAGGAAAUGGUGCGAGUGCUCAGUGA
Molecule: messenger RNA, 1407 nt
Organism: Melampsora larici-populina 98AG31
Lineage: Eukaryota; Fungi; Basidiomycota; Pucciniomycetes; Pucciniales; Melampsoraceae
Exons: 3
Coding region: 1-1407 (468 amino acids)
Source: RefSeq, a predicted model, not a curated record